Dendronephthya gigantea is the source of this 3065-nucleotide messenger RNA. RefSeq lists its product as uncharacterized. The transcript is spliced from 3 exons. Bases 153 to 1556 code for a protein of 467 amino acids. The record is from RefSeq and is a predicted model, not a curated record. Lineage: Eukaryota; Metazoa; Cnidaria; Anthozoa; Malacalcyonacea; Nephtheidae.
AAUUAUAUGACAAAACUGUGAAGACCGGGUCUUCCGAUUUCUAACUUCUCUGUAAUCAUUCAAAAUUUUAUCUUGAGACCAUUGUAAGGAACACUUUGGUUAAUACAACAAUUCCAUCCUGGUUGAACAUGAAAUAAAAUCGAGGAACAAGAAUGUCCCGAUUGCCAUGGGAAAGCGAGGAAAGCCAAAACUACAUUCGAGCGGACUACAUUGUCACUGAUACUGUAAGGAAGGAAUUGAGGGAUUUCUUUGUUCAGAAAUGGAACAAACGUUACCAGGCUUCUCUUGGAGCAUGGGAUGACACAAACGAAGGUGGUAGUCAGUUGUUUAAUCUGGAGAAAAAACGAACAAGGCCAAAUAAGUCCAUGCUUCAGUCCAAAUUUCAAAAUGGAAAUACAAAUGAGUGGGAUUGUACUGUACUUUUUGAUGCAAUUCUUUAUUCCAACUCAAUCGGUGGUAGUCUUAGUACAACAGAAAAGACUGAAAUCGAUAUUCUUCGAAAACAGCGAAAUGAAAUAACUCAUAAUAUACCUGAAAAAACGCUAACUAAUAAAGACUUUCAAACCAUGACAACAAAAGUUGAGAAUGCAUUGGGUGCAUUGGGACUGUCAAUCAACGAGGUCGUUCGAAUAAAAAACCUGUUUGCGUCAUUUAUAAUUCUUCCCCCUGAACCAGCCCAUGAUGUCGUUUACUGCUCUGACAAGAUACACGAAAUAAGAGAAGACAUUGAAAAGUUGCGCAGUGAUAACGAUGGCAAACUUACAUAUUUUUACAUCUCUGGAAAUCCAGGCAGUGGAAAAUCUCAACUCCCGAGACAAGUUUGUGAAGAUAUUUGCAAAGAUGUUCAUGCGAAGGACGAAGCAAUGUUUGUGAUGACAUUGAACGGAAAAGAUUUAGAUUCUCUUUUUUCUUCAUAUGAAGAUUUUUGUCGUCGGCUGAAUUGUAACGAGAGCGCAUUGCAAAGUGUUUCAAGUUCAUCUAAAACUAAAGAAGAGAAAAUCAAAGAUUUAAGAUCGCAAAUAUCUUGCAGGAUUAAAAAUUGGAAAAAGUGGUGGAUCAUCGUAGACAAUGUGGAAAAUAUAGAACUCAUAUUUCCACUACUGCCUCUGAAAGGAGACGAAGUUUGGAAGAACGGCCAAGUUAUAUUAACAACACAAAACACAAAUGCUGUUCCACAAGACAGCAUUUCAACUAAGCAUAUCUCACUUAUUCAUGGAAUGAAUGGCCAAGAGUGUCGCCAGUUGCUUGUUCUCUUAUCAAAUACCGAAGUCGAUAACCCAAUACUAGAUGAAGUGGCGGAGAAGUUAGAUCGUCAACCACUGGCAAUGGCCGCGGCAGCCUUGUAUAUGAGAGAAGUAACCAAUAGUUGCCCAGAUUUUUCUUGGCGAGAUUAUUUACGAAAACUUGAGAAAGGUAAAAGGGGGUUAACAGAAAAACGUCUUCAGCAGAUUAAUUCAGUAGCAUAUUCGUCGACCAUGAGCACAGCAGUGCUGCUAGCUGUUGAAAAAUGUGCAGAAAAUAACACAAUCCUUGAACAUUCAACCUUUUCUCUUUGAUAUCAUUUGAACCACUACCGCUUGAUCUUGUUGUAAAGUAUGUUCAGCAGCAAGAAGACUUAGAGGCCGAGGAUAUUAUUCCGACAUUAAAACACUGCUCGUUGUUUGUUCAAGUUUGUAAUGAUCGUGAUAUCCGCCUUCAUCGUGUUGUUCAUGAAGCUGUUAAAACACUUUUCAACAAAACUAAAGGAGAAAACAUUAGCAAAAUUAUUUCCGACGCUGUAAAAACAAUGAGUUCAGUGAUAGAGGAGAUAAAAGCAAAUUAAUUCCGCAUUUGAAAGCAUUUAAGAAGGAAAUGAAUAACAGCAUUUUACCUGAUCAAGCGUUAUACGUAAUCAGUUUCGAUUUUGAAAAAACUGAAAUUUGCAGAAUAUACGAUUUUUUUGGGAAAACCCUUAACGACUACAGUUCUGACUAUAAACUUUCCACUGAAUUCCAUCAGCUCGCACUGAAAAUACGGGUAGAAUAUUUUAGAGUAAACCACCCGGACGUUGCUACUUCAUACGUCAACCUGGGUUUGGCAUGUAUAACAGGAUGUGAUCUGGAAUGCGCUGCAGAUUAUUUUAAACGUUCUUUAGAAAUUCGAUUAGAUCGACUAGGACCGAACCAUACUCAAGUUGCUAUCUCAUACAACAAACUGGGUGAUGUGUGCAAAAGUAAAGGUGAUCUCGAUCUUGCUAAUGAUUAUUAUCAACGUGCGUUGAAAAUUCAAUUGGAUCGACUGGGACCGAAACAUACUAAUGUUGCUAUCUCAUACAGCAACCUGGGUGAUGUGUGUAAAAGAAAAGGUGAUUUUGAUCUUGCUAAUGAUUAUCAUCAACGGGCUCUGAAAAUUAAAUUAGAGAAAUGCGAGGCGAACCAUACUGACGUGGCCACUUCCUACAACAAUUUGGAACAGAAUAAUCUAGCUAUUCAGCGUAAAAAGAAUGGUCAACAAACUGCUUCAGUUGGCACAAGAAGACCUCGCCGUAAAAACAUAUGCAACAUCACAUGAAUACAGGGAAAAUAUUAUCCUAAGAGUUGAAGCAAACGUGUUGAAGCAAACGACCAAGCUGAAGAUUUAGAAAUGAUAUCCUGGCAGCAGAUCGAAAGAAUGGCGAAAAGUUGGAAUAAUUAGUAAAAACUUUAUUUAAGUUCGUUGGGCUUUGUCAACAAAGCGCUGGUUUCAACGAGGAGCGUCAUACAGCUUUUACAACUUUGAAGUAAGCCAAAUAGAACAGAAUCAGGAAAUUCAACAUAUCAGGGAGCAUAUCAAGCCGCACCAAAUCUACGACGUGCAUGUGCAGCCGCUAUAUCAGCAAUGGGAGUCAACUUUUAAUUUGUUUUACAUUAUGCUUUGGCAUUCUUUAUCAAAUUGAAUGUAAAAUUUUGGUUCGUGUUAUGUAACUUUAGGAACAAACACAGCAUCUCUUUUCGUCCGCCUCGCAGAUUUAGUUUAUCCUAAGCUCGUGUUGCUGGCAAUGUGCCGAAAAUUAUUUCUAGAACGCUUUACGAGUCACUGAUAGAUGC